AUGAGACUCUCAUAUCGAGUCGGGUCAGCCGCCCUACUGAUCCUCACCUUCUUCCUGAUCAAGCGUCAUCUCAACACAAUCCAGGAUGACUCGCUGGUGCAGUCCCUUUGGCAGUUCACCAAUGUGCCAGAGGAAAGUCUCCCUGAACCGGUCGUCACCCCGGCGAGCCACCAAGAAAUGAUAUACGCGACACCCACAGCAGGAAAGGAGCCGUCCACGCCCACUUUCGAGACCACUCCGAUCAUCGUUCCCAACGACAGAGUGAUUGUAAUAGCCAAACUGAGCAGGGAAGAUACGGCUUGGGUGGGCAUUGAUCUAGGAGAAUGGCGCAAUUUCAUCUACACCGUCGACGAUCCGAACGCCCCGCGACGCACUCCCAAGAACAAAGGACGCGAAAGCCUUGCCUACCUCCAAUACAUCGUCGACCACUACAACGACCUCCCUUCAAUGAUUGUUUUCCUCCAUAGCCACAAGGCCGGCUGGCCCGCGGCCUGGCACACGGAUACCAUGGACUACAGCAACGUGGACUCGAUCCGAGCGCUGCAGGCCGACUUCGUCCAAAAGAGCGGCUAUGUCAAUCUUCGCUGUCAGGAAACCCCCGGCUGUCCGGAUGAGAUCAGACCGCUGGACGAUCCGCCCCGGCCAGGAAAGCCAAACGAGCGAGCGUAUGCCCAAGCUUGGGUCGACCUCUUCAACAACACCGACAUCCCCGAAGUCAUCGGGGCCCCCUGCUGCUCGCAGUUCGCCGUGUCGCGAGAUCAGGUCCUCAAGCGACCUCUGAGCGACUACCAACGAUACUACGACUGGGUUCUCAACAACAAACUGCCGGAUACCGUCACCGCUUGGAUCAUGGAGUUCAGCUGGCAUAUCAUUUUCGGGAAGGAUCCCGUCUUCUGCCCCGAGGCUUUCCAAUGCUAUCAGGAUGUUUACGGGAGCUCGAAUUUCUGGUAG
This is a messenger RNA of Aspergillus clavatus NRRL 1, 951 nucleotides long. Its product is annotated as DUF3431 domain-containing protein. The transcript is spliced from 2 exons. The record is from RefSeq and is a predicted model, not a curated record. Lineage: Eukaryota; Fungi; Ascomycota; Eurotiomycetes; Eurotiales; Aspergillaceae. The coding region runs from base 1 to 951 and encodes 316 amino acids.